This is a messenger RNA of Morchella importuna, 2205 nucleotides long. RefSeq lists its product as uncharacterized. The transcript has 5 exons. Gene Ontology annotation, cellular component: transcription factor TFIIF complex; nucleus. The record is from RefSeq and is a predicted model, not a curated record. Gene Ontology annotation, molecular function: RNA polymerase II general transcription initiation factor activity; TFIIF-class transcription factor complex binding; DNA binding. Bases 1 to 2205 code for a protein of 734 amino acids. Gene Ontology annotation, biological process: positive regulation of transcription elongation by RNA polymerase II; transcription initiation at RNA polymerase II promoter. NCBI's taxonomy places the organism in Eukaryota, Fungi, Ascomycota, Pezizomycetes, Pezizales, Morchellaceae.
AUGGCGUCUCCAGCUUCUACUGCGGUCGCUGCAGGCCCAAAUGAUGCUCCUCGGCCAGUAGCUCGCAGAAGACCUGUAAACGACAACCCUCUGGUGCAGCGCCAGAAGCGUCCACGGCCAGCUCCCGGUAUCCGUCCCUCUGCUGCUGCAAUAGCAGGCGGAGCAACUGCUAUCGCUCCUCGUCACGCAUCGACCUCGACGCCGACACCUCCAACCGCCCCAGCUGUUGUUGCUCCUGCUGCGUCUGCGUCUACCGCCACUACAGCUGCUGCCCCCGUCAAGCAAGAAGAAGAGAUCCAAUGGCAGGAAUACAAGCUCACAACCACAAAGGCCUCCCUCAUGAAGGACCUCCGUUACCACGUAAUGCGCAUGCAGUCGAAGCGCAUCGUUAACCCUCUCGACAGCCAGGAAUUCACAAGACCCAUAAAGCUUCAUCGUCGGGAUCCAAGGGCCCCACUUCAGGGUGCGAAGGAGGAGGCUGCUGCAAACGCAGUUGCCGCUGCCCACAAAGCUGCGGAGGAGGAGGAAAAGGCAAAGAAUCAGGCUGAACAGGACAAGAAGGACGCUGAUAAAGCCGCUGCUCUGGAGAAGAUCGCGCCCUAUGGCGGUGCGCAGAAGCAGAAGAAGAACGCGUUCCAGAAGAAGACCCAGCAAGUCUACAAAUCUAAUGAUGCCGAGAAAAAGCUACGCUACGAGGAGUUCUUUCCAUGGUUUAUUGAGGAUUUUGAUAAUAAGAACACGUGGGUUGGGCAACUUGAGAGUUCACUUAGCAAGGGAGUAUUCGCAAUGUUUGUGCUGGAUGACGGUGCCUUUAAGAUGGUGCCUAUUGAGAAGUGGUAUAAGUUCACGGAGAAGAACAAGUUCAAGACCAUGACGUCAGAAGAGGCGGAGGUCGUAAUGAAACAAAAUGCAAAACCACCAAGAUGGUUGAUGAAUCGAACAGAGGAGAAAGAGCGAGAGCGAAGAACUCUCGAAGAAAAUGCGAGAGCGACAAAAAAGCUCUUUACUCGGAAGGGUGAUAGAUUGCCAAAAGCAGAAACGGAUGCAGAUGACCUUGACUUUGACGAUGACCAAUUCGCCGAUGAUGAAGAAGCUCCCAUCAUGGAAGGCGAGGAGCAUGAAAAUAAAGAAAUCGAGAAUCGUAUCAAAAAGGAACAACUGUCUGCGAACUUCUUUGACGCCCGUGGCGAACGUGAGUACGAGGAAGAAGAAAAGGAGAAGAAAAAGCUUGAAGCCGUCCGUCGUAAGCAUGGUAAAAAGGUCAAGAAGGCCCUCAUGAACCGUGAGGGUAACUACACAUACGAAACGGACUCCGACGCAGAUCCAUACGCUUCGACAGACGACGAUUCCGAUGACGAAGAGGAGGAAGCGCGUAAACAAGAAGAAGCCAAGAAGGCCGAGGAAGCUAGAAAAGUCGAGGCAGCUGAGAAAGAAGCACUUGAGAAAUUGGUUGCUGAAAAGGCUGCCGAGAAGGCCGCGGCCGCAGCUGCAGCAAAAGCUGCCACAACCACUCCCGCUGCCGCCACUGCCGCCGCUGCUGCCGCCACUCCUUCUACUCCCGCUGCCGCUCCUUCUGAUACGAAAACAGCCAAGCCUGUUGUAUCUAAGAAGGCAACACAAGCACCUGGGUCCCCAAACCUUUCUGGGAUCGAAUCCGGGGCCGAGUCGAGGAAGAAGCCGAAGAAGAGCCAAGCACCGAAGCUGGGCACAAGCACGUUGCCUGUGGGUACAGACAAGAAGAGUAUCGUAAAGCUCAAGGUCCCCCCCGAGAAUCUCCAGCAAAUCUCGUCUUCUGAGCCUUCUCCGUCCCCUCCUUCAGUCGCGGGCAUGACCGCAAAGAAACGCAAGAACGAUGGCAAUGCGACUGCCGACGAGAAGUCAGGGGAAAUGAGCGAUGGACCAGGAAGCAAGAAGCAAAGGAUCAAGCUUCUGUCCGGUGGACGAUCAUUAUCGCCGAGUGCAGCUGCGAGUAGGCAGGGAAGCCCUGCGCCUCCUGCACCAGCUGGAGCUGAUGCGUUCAUCACGGACGAGGAAAUCAAGAGCCUCUUGUCAAGCAACCCUGGUGGUGUAACAUUGAAGUUUAUUGCAGACAAGUUUAAAUCGAGGGUCAGAAACGACGAGGUCAAGGCGAGACUUGUGUCGAGUAUCAAGAGAUUGACCGUCUCAAAUGACAAAAAGACUUAUCAUCUGAAAAAGGAUGUUUGA